AUGACCGUGGUUUGGGAGCUAGCAAGCGUCGUAUCGGUUUUGGAAGACAUCAAAGGGUUCAAGGCCAUGACCAAAAGCAGUAACUUGAUACAGGGCAAGAUGUGGAUCGCCAUAGUUAUCUUCCUCAAGCUGCAUUUUGCUAAGUUAGGGAUACAGAUACUUUUCGAGAGCAUCGUUGUGGAUACUGAGUCAUUGUUUGGCGUUGCGGGCAGGUUAGGAAUCGGAUUCCUGUGCUUGUUGAUGCUCGUCAAGGUGUUUUUGUUCGGACUCGUUAUCCAAACUGUGAUCUACUUCGCGUGCAAGUCGUACCACCAUGAGAACAUCGACAAGUCAUUGUUGUCAGAUCAUCUUGAGGUUUAUCUAGGUGAGUAUGUUCCUGUCAAGGCAAAGGAUGCCCAGCUUGAAGAAUUCGAUGUGUGA
This is a messenger RNA of Rhododendron vialii, 420 nucleotides long. RefSeq lists its product as uncharacterized. Lineage: Eukaryota; Viridiplantae; Streptophyta; Magnoliopsida; Ericales; Ericaceae. The coding region runs from base 1 to 420 and encodes 139 amino acids. The record is from RefSeq and is a predicted model, not a curated record. The transcript has a single exon.